UUCUUUGAUAUUUCAACUUCUUUGAAGACUUGCAGUACUAAAUAUAUUUUUCGGUCCUUUGCUCUUGCUUUCAUUUUUUGGAUUUGUUAGUUUCUAUUGCAUGUAGGUAUUGUUAGUGUGUCUGCUCUGUAUUGUGCGAAAUGUGUUUGUGAUGGUAUGUUGUAAUGAACUUUGUUCCCUUCUAUGACACUACACUCAUAGAUUCUACGGUUAAAAAAUUUACACCAUUUACCCUUGCAUGUGUGCUUUACCAUUACCAAGGGUUUAUGAUUUCAAAAGAACUCUUAACUGUUGUGUCUCUCAUUGUGAAGAUAAAGACAUAUGGCACCAAGAAUGAAUAUUGACGGAAUAACUCCUGACACUCUUGAUUGGACUUGCAAAGUCCAAAUUGUAGACAUGAGUCGACCCUGACUAAGUUUGGAGAAAAAAACUCGAUUCCAAAAUCUGAUUUUGGAAGACGAACAGGAACAACAAAUCAAGGCAGCUGUAUAUGGUGAUGAUAUUGACUAUUAUGCAGAGAAGCUUGUAAUUUUUGAUACAUAUCUAAUCUCUAUUGCCAGGGUGAAAGUUUCAAUACCUUCGUAUGGAAGAAUAAUACAUAAAUUUUAUUGGGUUCUUGAUAAAGAAGCUCUAAUUGAACAUGUCGAACCAGAUAACGAGCUUGAGAAACCUCUGUUGCCACCGACCAACCUACAUACCGCAACUUUUGCGAGUAUUGCUAAUAUGACUCCAACUCCUAAAGCAGAAAUUGAUAUUAUAGGAGUUGUUCUCCGUUGUGGCCCUUCAAAAUAUGCUGGCCGCACUCAAAAUAGGUGUCGCGAGGUUACUAUUGCUGAUGAUCAACGAAACCAAUUUCUGCUCACUUUAUGGGACGACUUCGGAGAAAUUGAAGGAACUGAAUUGAAAGCUCAAAUGGAAAAUGGUAAAGAGUUCCCUAUAAUCCUUGGAAAGAACAUUGGAGUCUCUGGUUAUCAAGGUUUAUCCUUGCAAACUAGAUUCAACUCCACAAUACGCAUAAAUCCUACUUAUCCGCAGGCAUUGCAGCUGAUCAGUUGGGCAAAAACAAACAAAAAUGUACUUUCAGGCAAUGUGUCGGCCAACUUCGCCGGGUCAUCCACUACUGUUAUCGUGAAUCCUGUGCACCGACAAGUCAUUUCUAUUGCAGAAAUUAAAUCAGCAGCUUCAGUUGGAGUUUUCUGCAUUGAGGCCGAAAUGUCAAUAUCAGAUGACCUUCAAAAGUUUUGCGUGCUAGAAUGUUCGGGCUGCAAACAGAAAAAGUGCACAAAAGACAGAAAGCAGUUUGAUUGCGCAAAAUGUCAAAGAAAGACAACAUUAGUGCCUCGGUGUACCUUCCAAAUUGAUCUGAUUGAUGGCAGCGGUUCAACAACUGCUUUCAUUUCUGGUGAUCCUGCUGAAAAACUUCUUUCCAUGAAGGCAGAGGACAUAUUUUACACAACCUGCGUCAAGAACCAACUUCUCUGUGUUGAUCAGACCCAACAAAUGUUGUCGAACAAACUAUUUUACAUUCAACUGAGGAAGUCAUCUUGGACAAGCUCACCUGUUACUCAGUCAAGUCUAACAAUUCUGUCCUACACGGAAAAAGAGCAUGUAUCUCUACCAAGCAGUAGCAAGAGGAGCAUUAAAAAGGCGAAACCGUUAGACGCAAAUGAAGUAGAGAUGAAAGCAACAUUUGUCGAAUCUGAAUCUUCCAGCAAUGCUAUCUCAAUUGAACCACCCACGCCAAUCAAGAAGCUGUGAAAGGAACUAUCUUCCUCAUUUUUGUACUUUUGGUUGCUGAAAAAGAAUGGUUUUUGGGAUUCUCAAUCUGCACAACCUCAAUUGGUAUGAAGGACCACUUAUUACAAGUUAGGGAGAAGGAAGUAACAAAGAUGGUAUGCAACUUUUCCAUUUUUUUGGGCGGCCUCAGUGAUUCAGAUUUUGCGUUAGGUGGAUAUGCCGCACUUAGUUAG
This is a messenger RNA of Solanum stenotomum, 1970 nucleotides long. RefSeq names its product replication protein A 70 kDa DNA-binding subunit B-like. The record is from RefSeq and is a predicted model, not a curated record. Lineage: Eukaryota; Viridiplantae; Streptophyta; Magnoliopsida; Solanales; Solanaceae. The transcript has 10 exons. Bases 724 to 1758 code for a protein of 344 amino acids.